Molecule: messenger RNA, 1474 nt
Organism: Hemibagrus wyckioides
Lineage: Eukaryota; Metazoa; Chordata; Actinopteri; Siluriformes; Bagridae
Product: legumain-like
Exons: 12
Coding region: 1-1017 (338 amino acids)
Biological process (GO): vacuolar protein processing
Molecular function (GO): cysteine-type endopeptidase activity
Source: RefSeq, a predicted model, not a curated record
AUGUGGCACCUCGCAAAGAUAGUGAGGCUGGUCAGCACACUCGGGGCAGUCUCGGUGGGGGAGAACGAGGCGCUGUGUCACUUGCCACACUUUGGGCAUGCCAAGAACUUUGUACUCGGCAUGUCAGGGGGCAAACACUGGGUUCUCCUGGUAGCAAGUUCUAAAGGUUGGAAAGACUACAGAGACCAGGCCAAUGUGUGUCACGCUUACCAAGUCAUGCGGCAGAAUGGGAUUCCAGAUGAACAGAUUGUGGUGAUGAUGUAUGACGACAUCGCUUAUAAUAAAAAGAACCCUGAUCCUGGUAAAAUCAUUAAUGUACCAAAUGGACCAGAUGUUUACACUGGGGUUCCAAAGGACUACACUGGAGAGGAUGUUUCAGCUGGAAACUUUCUGGCUGUUCUGCGUGGAGAUUCAUCUGCUGUCAAGAAAACAGGACCAAAAAAAGUCAUACAAAGCGGUAGAAAUGAUACUGUGUUCAUCUACUUAUCAGACCAUGGACUUCAGGGUUCCUUGAACUUCACGAAUUCCACACUUCAUGCAGCAGACCUCACUGACACAGUGAAGACAAUGGCAAGAAAUGGCAAGUUUUCAAAGAUGGUGAUUUAUAUUGAAGCUUGUCAUUCUGGAUCAAUGCUGGAUCAGCUGAAGGACAGCAACGUGUAUGGAGUUUCAGCGUGCAGGCCUGAGGAAAAAAGCUAUUCUUGUUACUAUGACAAAAGAUUAAACACUUCUAUUUCUACUCUCUUCAGUGCUUACUGGCUACAGCACACCGAGAUGGCAAAACGUAACACAACUUCAUUUGGAGAGCAGUUUUCCUACCUGAAGAAAAAAGUCAGUGAGACUAAGAGGCAAAACGGAGACACACAGACGCCGUGUAACUACGGUGACAUGAACAUAUGCAAUUUAAUGUUGAGUGAAUUUCUUGGUGAAUCACGCGACUCAUCCCAGACCCAGGAAAGACAAUAUGAUGAUCUUAAAAGAAGUCAGGAUCAGCCUGCGGUCUGUGUUCUGGCCUGAACCCGCCUUUCCUCCCGUAGCGUGUCGAGUGGAACGAGACGAGCACAACGACGCACUCAUUCAUCCUCAAUGGCAGCUUUUGUGUCCGAAGCAGCAGGGAAACAUCUCGAACCUGGCUCUGAUGCUCACUGUGUGCCGACCCACUGGACGUUUUCACACGACGAUGAGAAAAGCACAAGCUGUCCGGCUCAGUGCGAGUCUCCCGUCUCCUACCUGGACACAGAUCCUGUGUAAACUAACACACACUUCUCAGUGAUUGCAGAAAAUGGAGUCAAAUUACGAAUCUUACCUUUAACUUUGAGAAUUUUGCCUCAGAACAUUAGAGUUUCUUUUGCUUCAUCUGGUUCUAGGAAUUUAAUCAUAAAUCUGGCACCACUUUACACUUCAUAUUUGUUGGAGAUGAAUUUAUAUUAUUAAUGAGGCAGGACACUUCACACACACACACACACACACAUAU